GCCCUGUUCUCUGGCUGGUCGGGCCAGGCCCGGCGUGUUCCACGAGAGCCCGGCAGACUGACGGGGAGAGAGAGCGAGCGAGAGAGAGAGAGAGAAAGGAGAGAGACAGAGAGAAAGAGAGAGAGAGAAAGGAGGGGAGGAGGAUUCAGGGAAUAGGAGCUGGGGAGCCCUGCUGCGCUACAGAAAAUUUCUAAUGGCUUGGUGAAGAUAGGAAAACCAUCAGAAAGGCUGAAGUACUGUCAAUACUAGUGGGAAUUUAAAAGGGGAGAGUGAAAGUAUAGAGUACAAGCUGGUUGUCUGCAAUUACAGUCAGUGACUGUCUCCACUCUAUGCAAUGUAUAAGUCUGUGUCUGAAACUAGACAUCCUCUGCAGUCAGAAGAACAAGAAGUAGGCAUUGACCCCUUGUUCAGUUAUUCAAAUAAACCAAGAGGAGAUUCAAGUCAAAAUGGAAGAGGAGCAAAUUCUAACUUGGACUCUGAAGGGACGUUCAGUUCAUAUAUGAAAGAAUGGGAAGAACUAUUUGUAAACAACAAUUACUUGGCAACAAUAAGACAGAAGGGGAUUAAUGGGCAGCUGAGAAGCAGCAGGUUCCGCAGCAUUUGCUGGAAGCUCUUUCUUUGUGUUCUUCCUCAAGAUAAAAGUCAGUGGAUAAGUAGAAUUAAAGAACUAAGAGCCUGGUAUAGCAAUAUUAAAGAAAUACAUAUCACUAAUCCAAGGAAAGUUGUUGGCCAACAGGAUCUGAUGAUCAACAAUCCCCUUUCACAAGAUGAAGGAAGUCUUUGGAACAAGUUCUUUCAAGAUAAAGAACUACGGUCCAUGAUUGAGCAAGAUGUCAAAAGAACGUUUCCUGAAAUGCAGUUUUUCCAACAGGAAAAUGUGAGAAAAAUUCUUACAGAUGUUCUGUUCUGUUAUGCUAGAGAAAACGAGCAGUUGCUUUAUAAACAGGGUAUGCAUGAGCUUCUAGCGCCUAUCAUCUUUACCCUUCACAGUGACCACCAAGCUUUUCUACAUGCCAGCGAGUCUGCACAGCCCAGUGAGGAAAUGAAAACUCUCUUGAACCCUGAGUAUCUGGAGCAUGAUGCCUAUGCAAUCUUCUCACAGCUUAUGGAAACUGCUGAACCUUGGUUUUCUACUUUUGAGCAUGAUGGUCAAAAGGGAAAAGAAACUCUGAUGACCCCCAUUCCCUUUGCUCGACCACAGGAUUUAGGACCAACAGUUGCCAUUGUUGCAAAAGUCAAUCAGAUCCAAGAUCAUCUACUGAAGAAACAUGAUAUUGAGCUCUACAUGCACUUGAACAGACUAGAAAUUGCACCACAAAUAUAUGGAUUACGAUGGGUGCGGCUGCUCUUUGGGAGAGAGUUCCCUCUGCAGGACCUGCUGGUGGUCUGGGAUGCCUUGUUUGCUGAUGGCCUCAACCUGAGCUUAGUCGACUAUGUCUUCACAGCCAUGCUACUCUAUAUCCGAGAUGCUUUGAUUUCUAGUAACUAUCAGACCUGUCUCGGCCUUCUGAUGCAUUAUCCACUCAUCGGGGACAUACACUCACUGAUACUGAAGGCUCUGUUCCUUAGAGACCCAAAGAGAAAUCCAAGGCCAGUUACUUACCAGUUCCAUCCCAAUUUAGACUACUACAAAGCACGGGGAGCUGACCUGAUGAACAAAAGCCGGACCAAUGCCAGAGGUGCUCCCCUGAAUAUACACAAAGUCUCCAACAGCUUGAUUAACUUUGGAAGAAAGUUGAUUUCCCCAGCCUCAGCUCCAGGCAGUAUGGGUGGCCCUGUACCUGGGAGCAAUAGCAGCAGUUCCUUCUCUGCUGCCAUCCCCACCAGGACCCCCACAGAAGCCCCAAGGCAUCAUUUGCUUCAGCAGCAGCACCACCACCACCAGCAGCAGCAGCAGCAGCAGCAGCAGCAGCAGCAGAGGCUGAUGAAAUCUGAAAGCAUGCCAGUACAGUUAAACAAAGGCGACAUAGUUACAGGAAGCGAUGCUCAGGUUUCUGUUCCUGUCCAGGCUCUAACUGACCUCCAAGGACAAAGUUCAAAAACCAUCAGUUCAUCUCCAAGCAUCGAGAGUUUGCCUGGGGGGAGAGAAACCACUGGCUCCCCACCUUCAUCUGCUACUAAAAGGGAUUCCUUUUUCAGCAACAUCACACGUUCCCGUUCACACAGCAAAACUAUGGGCAGAAAAGAAUCUGAGGAAGAACUAGAAGCCCAGAUCUCCUUCCUACAAGGACAGCUGAAUGACCUGGAAGCCAUGUGCAAGUACUGUGCAAAGGCCAUGGACAUGCAUCUAGUAAAUAUUCAAGAUGUGGUAUUACAAGAGAAUUUGGAAAAAGAAGAUCAAAUUCUGGUAUCCUUGGCAGGAUUAAAACAGAUCAAAGACAUUCUGAAAGGUUCCCUGCGCUUCAACCAGAGCCAGCUGGAGGCAGAGGAGAAUGAGCAGAUCACCAUCGCUGAUGACCACUACUGCUCCAGUGGCCAGGACCAGGGCAGCCAAGUUCCUAGGGCCUCCAAGCAGGCCUCAUCAGAGAUGCCAGGGUGCACGGGUGGAGCGACCUCAGACGACUUCAUUCUGGUUUCCAAAGAAGAGGAGGGCCACCGUGCCAGGGGGCCCUUCUCAGGCCAGUCCCAGCCUCUUCUCACCCUCAAAAGCACAUCUGGAAAAAGUCGAGUCCCAGCCUGCUCCCCACUGGUGUUCUCAGACCCACUGAUGGGCCCAGCCUCAGCCUCUUCCAGCUCCAGCCCAGAUGAUGAUAGCAGCAAGGACUCUGGCUUCACCAUUGUGAGCCCCUUGGACAUCUGAACACAGGAACCCAUUAGCAGAGACCCUGCUGAACCAGUGUUUCUUUCCCAGCAUGCAUUUGACAUUGGUUCAACCCACUGGACCUCUUUACAAAGAGGCAACUGUGCUUCUUUCAAUGUACUAUGUUUACCAAGAUGCAGAUAAGUUUUCCAGGCCCUUACCUGACCCUGUGGCCCUUGUUCCCAUUAGGGCCAGGUCAGGUCCCCAGCUCCAUACCCACUGUCAGACACACCACACUGCAACAGAACCACAUGUCUUCCAUCCCUCCUCCCCAGCAGCUCUGCCAAUUUACUCUCAGAAAGAAAAGUUGGUUUCUAGACUUCCUCUUAUCAAAGCUUCAGCCACAGGGAACUUGUUGGUACUGUGUGAAAUCUGGCAGGCAGCCUCCCUCACUCCUGCCUUGGAAGCCCAACCACACACUUGCCACACAGAGGGAUCAGAGCAAGUGGCUCCCAGGGCUGGAGUCCAAGUGAACUGUAGGAGCAGGGUCUCAGAUUAGGAAUCAGAUUCUUGUUUAACACGAAUACAUCUGGUCCCUGGGCUACAUAAACUUCAGCCACCACUGUUCCUCCUUGAACAACUUUAUUUCUCCUUCCAGAGUCCCCACAGCCAGCAGUGCGGUGGCUCUAUGCCAGUGUGCACUGAGGUGGUUCUAAGAGUCGUAGGACUAAUAUCCUUGAAUUGGAGAAAUGUGUCCGGAGCUCUCUGGUUUCAGAGCUAUAGUGGCCUGUUAAGUGAGGAGCGCAGAGGACAACCACGUUCACACCACCCAGAGUCAGAGCCCCUGGGAACUAGACCUGGAGUCCCUGUGGGAGCAGGCUCCCUGUAGAACAUUCCAGGGGCAACAAGGAUGCAGGGCUCCUACUCAGCCCCUCCCCAUUCUUGGAGCUCAGCUGUCAACUCUGCAUCCAGACACUUGCAAGGAUGGAGCUGACUGCCUCAGGGCCCCUGCCUGGGUUGGGUGUAUGUGAGACACCUCCUUGUCUAUUGGCCGAGUUGGACACAAAGCUAGGGACAGUGGAGACUGUGGAUAGAUGGAACAACUGGUAGAUGCUACCUCUGCCCUCUCUCCUCCUCAGAGAGCAGCUGGGCCUCUGGGCAGUGCCCCACUCAUUGAUAGCAUUGUCAUUCUCUACAGACAGGAAUGCUAAUCCAUGAAGCUCCCUCCUGAGAAAAUGGGCAUGCUCCAGUCAGCUGCUCUGCGGGCUUCUCCUUAGCUGUCCUGGGUAGCAGGGCUGAUGGCUCACUCACGUGGUGGUGAGGCUCAGUGAUGGGCUCAUGAAUACUGCCCCCUGCCUCCGACCAGUCCUCUCAGCAUUCUGAGGAGCCUGUUUCUAUACAUGUCCCAUAAAGAUGCUAUGUGAGAACCAGGGCCACUGUAUAAUAGGCAUGCGUCCCCUGAGGGAAGGCUGUCAGCAGUCAUCCACCCGAAGGCUUGACUUAAGGUGUCUCACCUUUGAUCUAGGGUAGGAAGUAGUGACUGAUCCCUCCAGGUCUGUUGCAACGGAGCCUGUCCCCAGCAUCUCCUUUGUAUUGAGAAUAAGAGCAACAGAUGACUAUCACUGGCUACCCACCAGGCCAAGGUGAUACGCUGACUCCUUGCCAUUUGAACGGGCAUUUCAUAGUCCCUCAACCUACCUGCCCCGCCCAGGCCCAUGAUGCACCCCCUGCUGUGCUUGUGUGGGUGCCACAUGAGAACCCCCAGGUUCACACUGAGAGGUUUCUGUGGCCCCUGGUCAGGGCACUCUCUCCUUGGAAGAACCAAGGAUGGAAAGAGCUCUCUUUCCAUCUUCCUUUCUUCUUCCAUUCUUCCUUGAUGAGCAUUGCUUCCCUUUGUUCCCUCCAUUGCUGGUGUGGAAUGCAUUACUUCCCUAGUAUUUUAUCAGGUACUUCUGUCUAAUUGUACAUUUUAAAGUCCUGGAUAUAUAGAACCUUUUUCUUUAACCACAUGGUAAUCAUCAGUUUCAAUCUCUCACAUUUUGAUUAUAGCAGCUAAUAGAGUUUGAUAUCAGCCAAGCUUAGAUUAAGCCCCACUGUCGUCUGCUUUUUUAUACACAUUUUUGUUUUCCGUGCCCCACCCAUUAAUCUGUGAUGAGAUUGGAAGUGUGCUACGGAGGGUCACAGCCUUGCCUUGUCUCAUGGGUGUGCCUCGCUUCGGUUCUCAGGGCCUUCCUGGCUUAGUUUGGCAAGAUGACCUUCUGCUCUGCACUAACUGCAACUUGAAGCGACCACACUGCUGACGAGUGCAACUCUGGAACAGCCGCUUCCCUGGAGCCCACUUGUGAUGCAGAAUCUCCUCUGCACAGGGGUCAGCUGUGCUGGACCAGCCUGCCAGCCAUGCCUUUAAUGUCAGAAAAGCUGAGUAAAUGCCACAGCUCCAGCUGUAGCCUGCUGUUCAGUGCAGGUUGCUCUUUGCUUGCUAAAAGCUCUCCCAGUGGCUACCAAAGGACGAAGUGGGGGGCGCCUGUGGCCUGCCUCAGCCAGUGCCAUCUCUCUUCCCCGGGGACACAUUUACCCAGAGCAGGAUCUGCUGGGAAGUGAGAGCUGGGGGAGAGGCCGCGUGCGUGCGUGCGUGCGUGCGUGCGUGCGUGCGUGCGUGCGUGCGUGCGUGCGUGGAGAGCUGUGGAGGCAGGCUCUUCACAGAUCACAUGGCCUCCUCCACAUUAGGCUCAAAAGCUUCUGUCUUGUUGAAAAGAGGUGUCGUCCCUAGAGCCAGGCUGGUGUAGCAGUUAGCCUUUGGCUCAUGAGGCUCAGCUCAUCUAGUUGAUGUCCCAGCAGUGCCAACAAUGUCCUCAUGCGUCUUCCUGCCGGAACUCAUACUGAUGUAGGAAAUGACUCCUUUGGCAGAGUGAGCCCACUUGAUGUGUACUAAUAAAGGACUACUGAGAACUGGGACAACA
Apodemus sylvaticus (European woodmouse) is the source of this 5700-nucleotide messenger RNA. RefSeq names its product TBC1 domain family member 5 (gene Tbc1d5). Gene Ontology annotation, molecular function: GTPase activator activity. Lineage: Eukaryota; Metazoa; Chordata; Mammalia; Rodentia; Muridae. The transcript is spliced from 24 exons. Gene Ontology annotation, biological process: activation of GTPase activity. The record is from RefSeq and is a predicted model, not a curated record. Bases 335 to 2800 code for a protein of 821 amino acids.